AUGACGUUCUCUAACCUUCUACGUCACAACGUCAGAGAUGCAAAUGAGAAAACCAACUGUACGAACGGGCAAAGGCUGAGGAAGUCCAGCAGCUGUUCCUCGCAGGCCAGCUGUGGCUUUUGCGAAUUCAUUGAGGCCUCUCGUUGGGAAUCAGGACCCAAUGAUCCUUCCACUCCCAAAUCAGCGUCGGCUUGUACUUUGUGUACCAAUGAAGACACAGCGUCCAGAACCUACCCGUCUCCAUCCAAAAAGAGAAAGAUUCUGCCGCCUCCCGUGUGUAUAGACCCGGACUGCUCCGAGGUUACCUGCAAGGAGUGCCCUGAAAGUGUCUGCGACGAGUGCUCCAACCAUGAAGAGAGCUGUGAGGAGUGUGUUCCACACUGCGUAUCCGAUUGCGUCUCCGACUGUAGGAUCUCGCUGUGUGGCGAUAGACCGGAGAGCAGUCUUCAUGAUGACUAUCCCUUCGAUAACUCUUAUUUCGAGCUCUUUGGCGAUCAGGCAACGCAGAUGUUUGACCUCGAUGGCUCUAUACCUCAACUCCCUGUGAAUACCCUACCCACCACCUUUGAUGAUUUAGGCCUGUGUUGUGGUAAUCCUACUGCCUCAACUCCUGCUAGUGUGGGUGCUUUCGAGAAUUCCAUUAGUUCAUAUGGCGAACCAGAACACCCUCGCGUCGCAAUGCAAGUUCAAAGGCAAUACCGAGCUCUUGACCCCGCUCAGUCCACCUUCCUUGACAACAUGUCAGUCCCUGCCCCUGCACCGGCAUUCACUGAUGGGUGGACACCAUCAUCCGCAGUGAACACUGGAGGUGCCGCAGAUGGCGCAGCAUCCGCUCUUGUCUCUUCAUCCAGUGCGUCAUUGAACAACGAGCAGAUCGAAGCUGGCGUUUCCAACAUCUCUUCCAAACAUGACAAUAUUUCUGUCCGCAAUUCUGUACACUCAUUUCAGGCUAAGACCAUGGUGACAGCACCCAAAAAUAGUGCUCUGCCGCAGAAUUCCACCCUGAUUCCAAACCAAGCUUCUAAUAGACCUUUCCGUCCUUCCGCACCCUGUCAAUGGACCGACCCAGGUGGUCAAUCUUGUGGUAAGGUCUUUGAACUCGGCAGUGACUUACAUGAACAUCUCAAAACCGCUCAUAACGUCAACCGCGAGGUCUUUUGCCUGUGGCGUGGAUGUCGUGUGGGCGCCCUUGGUUCCACGCCACACAAGUACGCCAACAGCGUCGAACGACACACCUGGGGCCACAGCGGAUACCGGCCGUAUAAAUGUGCGACCUGCUCCGAAGGUUUCGCAGCCGCCAACGUCCGCGACGAGCACAUCGCCAACAUCCACCAGAAGAGGAAGAUGUUCUCCUGCGACAUCUGUUCCCAUCAAUGCACCAGUGCGCGGAACCUGAAAAGACACAAAGACGAUACGCAUAAAGACGAACGCUUCCAAUGCGAAUUCUGCAAUCGCAACGGAAAGAUCAGAUUGUUCCCCCGUGGCUCGAACCUGGCGCGCCACUUCAGGAAGUGCAAGCACGUGCUUGCUUUGUUCCCCAACGCCGCCGGUGCCGCGGCGGGCAAGAUCGAAGACGACUGGUUCCCGACCGGAUAUCGAGGCGGCCAUCAAGGAAUGGACAAAGCGAAGAUCGUGCCGCCGCAAUACCUGCCGCUGUCCUAG
Molecule: messenger RNA, 1662 nt
Organism: Endocarpon pusillum Z07020
Lineage: Eukaryota; Fungi; Ascomycota; Eurotiomycetes; Verrucariales; Verrucariaceae
Exons: 1
Coding region: 1-1662 (553 amino acids)
Biological process (GO): regulation of transcription by RNA polymerase II
Molecular function (GO): RNA polymerase II cis-regulatory region sequence-specific DNA binding; DNA-binding transcription factor activity
Source: RefSeq, a predicted model, not a curated record